AUGCAUUGCUACAAAUUUUCCCCGUUAAGCCAUUGGUUUUAUGUCAACAUUAUCGCGUGCAUUUUAUACGUUUAACCUAUAUACGUACAAAUCGUCGUAUCGUACGUAAUGCCAUUGUUUUCAAAUAAAUUCUCUCCGAAGAAGACGCCUACGAGAAAAGUAGGUGUUUUCUUGGCGAAUAAAGAUUUCAGCCCGACGCGAAUAGAGAAGGAAUUAGGGCCGAAUAUCGGCCCUAUACGCUUAAAGCUAGGAGAUCAAGAAACACUUUUCGAGUCGGGAUCAUGGAUCCCAGAAUCGGGAAAAAUCGGUGGUACAUACAAGGAGAAUGAAAAAUUAAAGAAGGAAAUAAAGAGAUUGGAGGAUGAAAACAACUUGCUGAAACUAAAAUUUGAAGUCCUCCUCGAUAUGUUGACACAAACGACGGCGGAGUCCAACUCGCAAAAAGAAGAAUUGAAUAAAUUAAAGAAAAAAUCAUCGUACAGUAAAGACAGUGAAUCUUGAUACAAAGAGGAUCGCAUAUCAUUGCGACACACGUUUUUUACAUUUCAUUGAUUGAUUUAAUUCACACAUUCUAGUAUGUGUAAAUAUAUAUACAAUUACAAUUGCUGCACAAUAUUUGAUGUUAACGUAAUAAUUAUGUAUGUACAAAAUAUAUUACAAAAAUAUACUAUACGUAAUGUAACAAUAAUAUGAGGCACAUUG
Messenger RNA from Ceratina calcarata, 702 nucleotides. RefSeq names its product beta catenin antagonist chibby (gene Cby). The record is from RefSeq and is a predicted model, not a curated record. The transcript has 3 exons. The coding region runs from base 109 to 501 and encodes 130 amino acids. NCBI's taxonomy places the organism in Eukaryota, Metazoa, Arthropoda, Insecta, Hymenoptera, Apidae.